GUGAACGAUAUUGCUAAAGAAAUAAGUGAAGCAUCAAAACAGUAUUCUGUUGUAUUUACAUCUGGUGGUGUUGGACCUACUCAUGAUGAUGUAACUUAUGAGGCUGUAGCAAAAGCCUUUGAAUUAAAACUUGAAUUACAUCAGGAAUUGUUUAAUAUAUACACUCGGUUGAUUCCUGAUCAGCAUGAAAUAAAACGUCUUGCUAUUGUUCCUAAAUCUUGCAAGAUUAUCAAUAUUGAUUCUGCAGAAGCGUUUCCAGUGAUAAGUGUAAAAAAUAUUUAUAUGUUACCUGGUUCACCAAAGUACUUCAAGCCGGCUGCAAACACAAUAAUUUCUUGUUUGAAAGGAUGCACACCAUUGCAGUUUGAAUAUAUAGAUAUUGAAUUGAAUGAACUGUUAAUAGUAGAUACUUUAGAUAAACAAGCAAAACGAUGGGAUGGUAAAGUAAAAAUUGGUAGUUAUCCUCAAUUGGAAUUAGAAGUACCUUUUACAAGGAUUACUUUGGAAGGAUCCAAAGAAACAGUUGCAGAAGCAAAAGAGGAACUUUUGUACUAUCUACCAAUACAAAAAAUUAUGAAUUUGAAACAUAAAUUUAGUUGUUUUCAAAUGAAUGUUGUAUUGGAAACUAGCAAAAGUGAAAUGCAUAUUAAAUGUGCAUUAGACAUAUUGAAUGAAUGUUAUGAAAGGUACGUACAUAUGUAACAUAUUUGAAUAAAUAUAUUAGGAGUGUACAACAAUUUUAGUUGUUUUUAAAUUU
This is a messenger RNA of Vollenhovia emeryi, 757 nucleotides long. Its product is annotated as FAD synthase-like. The annotation marks the transcript as partial. The record is from RefSeq and is a predicted model, not a curated record. Lineage: Eukaryota; Metazoa; Arthropoda; Insecta; Hymenoptera; Formicidae. The transcript has 2 exons.